GCCAAGCUCAGCCAGAAAACAGCACGAAGCACUCCGUCCAAACUACCCCGCGUGCCCCGCAUUCGCAGAUAGCCUGACAUAGUAAGGUACCUCGUAAAUGCUCGGAGACAGUCGGGCCUUUUGUGGAAUCGUCUUUCAGUGCUCCACGACGGCAAUGGCAUCACCAAGCACAAGUACCGAGAUGUAUAUAAAGAACUGGUCGGCAGGGCUCUCAAAAUAGUUGAGCGUAGGUUGUCAGCCAUGAAGUCCCUCAACCAUGCUCUGAGCACUAUUCUGGUUGCCAUAACUCCAGCGUUCGCAAAUUAUUCAGCGCCUCCUUCGGAAGUUCCCUUAUAUGGGCUUAGUUCUCCCGUGUACCCUACACCCCAAGGCAAUGGUAGCUCUUCGACCGAAUGGGCUACUGCAUAUUCCAAAGCACGGGAAAAUUUGAGUCAAUUGAGCCUAGAAGAAAAAGUAAAUUUAACUCGAGGCUACGAUGGACUAUGUGUUGGGAAUACUGGCUCCGUUCCACGCUUGAACAUAGGGCCCAUCUGCUUCGCUGACGCGCCGGACGGUAUUCGUGGAACCGAUUUUGUCUCUGCAUUUCCUUCACAGCUCCAUUUGGCUUCCACUUGGGACAAAGAUCUGAUGUAUGCCUACGGCAAGGCAUUAGGUGAAGAGUAUCAUGACAAAGGAAUCAAUGUUGCCUUAGGGCCUGUAGCUGGCCCGCUUGGCCGCAUUGCUCGUGGCGGCAGGAAUUGGGAAGGGUUGUCUUCAGACCCUUACCUUGCAGGUGCAGGGAUGUCAAAAGUCACAAGCGGCAUGCAAAAAGCUGGUGUGAUAGCCGUUGCUAAGCAUUUCUUGUUGAAUGAACAAGAAUACCGUCGUCAACCUAACCAGACCGAUACACCACCUGGCGAGGCCAUCUCUUCGAAUGUAGAUGACAAAACUCUGCACGAGCUUUAUGCUUGGCCAUUUUACGAUGCACUCUAUGCGGGCGCAGCCUCAGUUAUGUGCUCGUACCAACGAGUGAAUAACUCAUAUGCUUGCCAAAACUCCAAGUUGUUGAACGGCAUCUUAAAGACCGAGAUGGGAUUCGAGGGCUUUGUUGUUAGCGACUGGAAAGGGCAGCACUCUGGCGUGGCUUCAGCUAACUCAGGACUCGACGUUGUCAUGCCUGAUGGCGGCUACUGGGGCGAAAACCUGACACAGGCUGUCAACAACGGAUCCGUAUCUACCGAUCGAUUAGAUGACAUGGUGACACGCCUAAUUGCUGCGUACUAUCACCUGGGUCAGGAAGAAUAUCCUAAUGUGGGCGUCUUUUCCGACGCAAUUCAGCAUCCAAUAGUGGACGUCCGGGCUGACCAUGCAAAGCUCAUCCGGGAAGUUGGCGCUGCUGGUCAGGUACUUGUCAAGAACAUCAACAAUGCCUUGCCUUUAAGUGCUCCGAAAUUCGUGAGCAUAUAUGGAUUCGAUGCGGAAAUCAACGCACAACCCUGGGAAACCGUGGCUCGUUAUGGUGGUGGCUAUGAUGUUAACUUCGGAUGGAACACAUUCAACGGGACCCUUAUUACUGGCGGUGGCUCAGGCGGUAGUUCACCUCCCUACAUAAUCAGCCCCUUCAAAGCCAUCCAAGACAGAAUCAUCAAGGACCACGGUAUACUUCGCUGGAAUUUAUGGUCACGAAACCCUCAUGUUUCCGCUACAACUGAGGUAUGCCUAGUUUUCAUCAACAACUAUGCAUCGGAGUCAUUUGAUCGGCCCUCUCUCACUGACGAGUUCAGUGAUGAUCUCGUAAAUAACGUGGCAACAAACUGCUCCAACACCAUCGUAAUUGUUCACUCGGCAGGCAUACGCGUAGUAGAUUCAUGGAUUGACAACGAAAAUGUCACUGCCGUCAUUUUGGCCGGUACACCCGGCCAGGAGAGCGGGAACAGCCUGGUCGAUAUUCUUUAUGGCGACGUCAGUCCAAGUGGAAAAAUACCUUAUACCAUCGCAAAGAAAGAAGAAGACUAUGGGCACCUGCUCAACUCAACAGUGGAUUUGAGCUUCUUCCCUCAGUCAGACUUCGUCGAAGGCCUAUAUAUCGAUUAUCGAGCCUUUGAUAAAAAUGGUACGGAACCCCGGUUCGAGUUUGGAUAUGGCCUCACUUACACGAAGUUCGAAUACUCAAAUGUCGAGGUUGCUUCAACUGGAGGAAACACAGGCAACUUCCCACCUGCUGCAACGGUUGUCCAAGGCGGCCACCCUAGGCUUUGGGAUACACUCUUCUAUGUUUCCUGCGAUGUCCAGAACGUGGGUAACUACACGGCUUCUGAUAUCCCGCAGCUCUACGUGGGGAUACCCACUGCGCCCGAGAGGCAGCUUCGGGGCUUUGACAAAGUACCACUCGAACCAGGCCAAAAGUCGAAGGUGUCUUUCCCGUUGACGAGGCGGGAUCUGAGUGUUUGGAAUGUGACGGCUCAACAAUGGGAGUUGCAGUCUGGAAGCUAUCCAAUCUGGAUUGGAUUGAGCAGCCGAGAUUUGAAACUAAAUACUACUCUAACGCUAUAGUCUAGACAAGUUGGCAUUAGGAGUAGUCUCAAAUUCAGAAGAAGAAUCGACCACCGUGGUUUCAC
Messenger RNA from Aplosporella prunicola CBS 121167, 2597 nucleotides. Its product is annotated as glycoside hydrolase family 3 protein. The transcript has 4 exons. NCBI's taxonomy places the organism in Eukaryota, Fungi, Ascomycota, Dothideomycetes, Botryosphaeriales, Aplosporellaceae. The record is from RefSeq and is a predicted model, not a curated record. The coding region runs from base 241 to 2532 and encodes 763 amino acids. Gene Ontology annotation, molecular function: beta-glucosidase activity. Gene Ontology annotation, biological process: glucan catabolic process.